This is a messenger RNA of Varroa destructor (honeybee mite), 858 nucleotides long. RefSeq lists its product as uncharacterized. The record is from RefSeq and is a predicted model, not a curated record. Lineage: Eukaryota; Metazoa; Arthropoda; Arachnida; Mesostigmata; Varroidae.
UUAUCGAAUCGCGUGUGGUUGAGCCUAAUUGGAUGAUGUCUGUUAUAUUCUUCACACACGGUCCUGCGUUUCCCGAGAACACUAUCAAUUCGUACUUCGGAGGAAAAAUCUCUAUACAACAACAGCGUCAGCUGACGCCAAAUGGAAAAAUCCAAAUGCGAUGCCUCGGUGAGUACCUGCGAGCUCACUACAACCCACAUUGCCUGGAAGCUGCAGCCUUUGUCUCACCGGUAAAAAGAUGCAAUGAUAGCAUCUACUACGUAUAUCAGGGCUUAUUUAAUGCGUCAAACAUUCCGUUGGAGUCGCAGACAUCCCUUCCUGCCGGAGAUGACACUAUUGCUCGAAGAUCUCUAAUGGCUAACAUGGGACCGAUUUUAAAUCGGAUGGUCCAUUAUCCCGCAAAGAACGUCAACUCGUUUUUGCAGGGAAUUAUUAAUGCGAGCGAGACUACACGAAACAGGCUCAAACCAGACACGGUGAUCGUGGAUGUUCUUCUGUCAGCACUAGCCGACGGGCAGAAGUUAGACGAGCGUCUAGCCAAUGUUUCUUUGCGUCUUCUAAGUGAUAUGGAAAAAGCUAUCCUGACAGCACAAACCAAGGGAUUCCAGUACGAUCUGGUUCAGCCAAUCUUUCAGGAUCUUCGCCUUCGACUUCAAAACGUUACGGAUACGUCUGCAGUACCAAACGUGAAUUUAGCGCUCUUCUGCUUGACACCCUUGCAAUUGGCUGCUACGUUUCGUACUCUUUUACGUAACGAGUAUUCAUUUAGCAGUGUAUUUGGUGACGCCUUUGAAUUCAAGGUGUAUAGCGGAGGCCGGGUUCUGCUCAAUAGCAUUUCCGCUAACUACAACACAGCUG